AUGCGAGGGAAGAACACACGCGCUUCGCGGGCCGCCCCGACCCGCCGCACCUCUGCGAAAAAGGAGGACAAGGCCCGCAGGUCACAGGAACUGGUGGCAGCAGUAUCCGCUGGAUCGACCCCCUCGUCGAGUGGUUCCUCUGAUGAAUCCUGUGGCGAGGAUCAGGAGGAGGGUCUCCUGAAGAUCCUAUACGCACCCCACGACGUGUUCAUGUGCCCCUUUGCUGAUGACAUCGACAGCAGCUCACGGGAAAUGCUAUUCGACUUCUAUACCGUGAUCAAAGAAGCGAUGUACCCCGUCGAGUGGUGUGUGCGGUUCGACGCAAGCAAGACUCCGUGGUUCUUUUGGUUGAUGAUGGACCCGGCCUAUCUGCACUCCACCCUGUUCACCGUCGCUCUCCUUAACGAUUGGGUACGGGGGACAAAACGGAGCAAGAAGACCAACUACCACAUUGGAAAGACGCUGAAAUACCUGAACCAGAAUCUCGCCAACAAGGACACUGCCGUGGCCGACUCGACGGUCGCCACGAUCGUGACCGUGAGUAUUGUGGCCGAGUUAUUCGGAGAUCAUGCGUCGUCCACCGCUCAUGUUGCUGGGCUCCGGCAAAUAGUCAAACUUCGCGGUGGUGUUGACAGUUUCCAGCAUAAUCUCCAGCUUUACGCCAAGACAUGCCGCGUUGACAUCGGUUGGUCUCUGAUUACAGGAGAAAUGCCGGUCUACUACAGGGAGAAACUGUCGUAUGAGCGAUCGUUCACGUCUAUCUUGGGACCAUGUCCUGGCGGACUCGAGCCUCAGCAGGGUCAUUGUCCCAUACGAAGUUAUGUGGAUUCGCUCGAUCUUCGUUUGAGCAACAUCUUCCAGGAUACGCAAGAUUUUUCUCGGAUGGUCAACUACCUGUUCCGAAUGAAGAAGAUGGACCCCGAUAAGUUCCAGGCACUCAUGACAUCCGUUCAAUAUCGUCUCAUUUACUUGAAACUCGACGACGACGCCGACAUCAUGGCAGAAGCCUUCCGACUGGCGAUGCUCGGCUUCAUCGCCAGUCUCUUUCUCCAUGUUCUCGGACUCAAAAUGAACUUCAUCUGGAUGACGAAUAGAUUUCGAGAGACGCUGAACAAAGUUGACAUGUCGCAGCUGUCAACACCAGCGGCGAAGACGGUCUUUGCCUGGACCUUGGUCAUGGGAUCCAUGACCGUCUUCAGCGAGGCCGACGAUUCGUGGCUGCUGCCAAAGCUGGCCUCUGUUCAAGGGUCACUGGGGCAGACAUGGCCAGAAGCGAAGAAGAAUCUCGACAAAGUCAUGUGGAUCAAUGUCGCACAUGACUUGAAGGGCGUCCAAGUCUUUGGACGACUUGUGCUUCACGUCGCCAAGAUCCCUUCCCCUCCCAGUGCUGGCGAGAGCGAAUUGAGUGCAGCCGACUCAGUAUUCCGAUAUGCCGUCUCAUCCGCUGUCUAG
Colletotrichum karsti is the source of this 1452-nucleotide messenger RNA. RefSeq lists its product as uncharacterized. The record is from RefSeq and is a predicted model, not a curated record. The coding region runs from base 1 to 1452 and encodes 483 amino acids. NCBI's taxonomy places the organism in Eukaryota, Fungi, Ascomycota, Sordariomycetes, Glomerellales, Glomerellaceae. The transcript has 3 exons.